AUGGAGAAAUUACAAGCAACUUCAUUUUCCCUCCUCUCAUGUGUCCUUCUCUUGUUUUUGAGUUCAGUCUCAGCAAUCACAGAUGAUCCUCAGGAUAAACAGGUGUAUGUUGUCUACAUGGGUUCACUUCCGUCUCGACCAGACUACUCACCAAUGUCGAAUCACAUAAGUAUUAUUCAAGAAAUCACCGGAGAAAGUUUGAUCGAAGGUCGAUUGGUGAGAAGUUACAAGAGGAGUUUCAACGGGUUCGCGGCCCGACUCACUGAGUCAGAACGUGAACGAGUAGCCGAAAUGGAGGGAGUUGUUUCUGUGUUCCCGAACAUAAACUACGAACUCCAAACGACGGCGUCUUGGGACUUCAUGGGGUUAAAGGAAGGAAAGAGUACAAAGCGAAACUUGGCCGUAGAGAGUGAUACUAUUGUCGGAGUCUUUGACGGUGGGAUCUCGCCGGAAUCCGAAAGCUUCUCCGACAAAGGCUUUGGUCCUCCUCCUAAAAAAUGGAAAGGUGUUUGCUCCGGCGGCGCAAAUUUCACAUGCAACAACAAGUUGAUUGGAGCAAGAGACUACACAAAAGAAGGCACUAGGGACAGCGUAGGCCACGGUACGCACACAGCGUCCAUUGCGGCUGGAAACGCAGUGGAGAACACAAGCUUCUUCGGAGUCGGCUAUGGAACGGUAAGAGGCGGUGUUCCCGCCGCAAGAAUCGCCGCUUACAAAAUAUGUGGCUUCGCAGGAUGUAGCUCGGCAUCUAUGAUGGCUGCCUUUGAUGACGCGAUUGCAGACGGUGUCGACAUCAUCACUAUCUCUGUAGGGUAUUAUUUUACGCGUGAUAUCGACCAAGACUCAACGGCGAUCGGGGCUUUUCACGCUAUGGUAAAUGGGAUUCUCACUAUGCAAGGAGGAGGUAAUUUUGGUCCGAAGCCAACAACAGUGACGAGCGUAGCGCCUUGGAUCUUCACCGUUGCAGCCAGCACCACGAACCGUGAGUUUGCCACCAAAGUUGUUCUUGGAAGCGGAAAGACACUUGUCGGGAGGUCAGUGAAUGGUUUCGAUCUGAAAGAAAAGCCACUUGUAUACGAAAACGUUUUUAAAUGUAGGGAGAAGUCUCUGAUGAAGGAUAAGAUCGUGGCGUGCAAUUAUGGGAAUGACUCGGAAGUAGCAGCUUCUGGAUACAUAUUUACACAAGAAAAAGACUAUGCCUCCGUUAGCCCUUAUCCUCUCUCUUAUCUUUCACCGCAUGACUUUGACUCUCUCAUCUCUUACGUUAACUCCACAAAGUCACCGCAAGCGACUAUUCUAAAAAGUGAAGCAAUCUUCCAUCAGAGAGCUCCUAAAGUUACUUCCUUCUCUUCUCGCGGUCCAAACUUUAUUGUUGCUGAUAUUCUUAAGCCGGAUAUAACAGCACCAGGAAUAGAGAUCCUCGCCGCUUAUUCACCUUUGGCUUCAACGUCUAAUACAAAUAAAGACACAAGACGUGUGAACUAUUCUGUUCUCUCUGGAACUUCAAUGUCUUGUCCACACGUCGCAGGCGUGGCAGCUUACGUCAAGACGUUUCAUCCCGAAUGGUCUCCUUCCAUGAUCAAAUCUGCCAUCAUGACAACCGCUUGGCCGAUGAAUGCUACUACAACUGGUUUUACCUCGACGGAGUUUGCUUAUGGGGCUGGACAUGUCGACCCAGUAUCCGCUCUAAAUCCUGGACUUGUCUAUAAAACGGAGAAAGCAGAUCUUAUCGCCUUUCUUUGUGGCUUGAACUACACUUUGAAAACGGUUAAACUCAUUUCCGGUGAAGCCGUCACUUGCACUGAGAAGACUUUACCAAGGAACCUCAACUAUCCUUCAUUGUCGGCUAAACUUUCGGAAUCUAAUGGCUCAUUCACUGUGACUUUUAACAGAACCGUCACCAACGUCGGUAUCCCCAACUCUACAUACAAAUCAAAGGUGGUCUUGAAUCAUGAAUCCAAGCUUAAAGUCACGGUCUCGCCUAGUGCACUGUCUUUUAAAACGGUGAACGAGAAACAAUCUUUUGUGGUGACUGUUUCAGGCAACGAUCUUGACCCAAAACUGCCUUCGUCUGCACAUCUAAUAUGGUAUGAUGGUACACAUAACGUGAGAAGCCCCAUUGUAAUUUAUGCUCAAGAUCAAAUGUGA
Molecule: messenger RNA, 2148 nt
Organism: Thlaspi arvense
Lineage: Eukaryota; Viridiplantae; Streptophyta; Magnoliopsida; Brassicales; Brassicaceae
Source: the annotation of a GenBank genome assembly